AUGUCUUCAGUUUUAGAUAAAAAUAUUCUUAAGUUUCAAAAAGCUUUAAAUGAGCAACAAUAUUAUGAAGCACAUCAGCUUAUGCGGACAAUUGUAAAUAGACAUGUAAAAGCAUGUGAAUACGAUAAGGCUGUUGAUUUGCUUUAUUCUUCAUCUAAAUCUUUGCUUGAAAUUAAACAAUUUGCUAGUGGAGGUGAUUUAGCACUUUAUAUGAUUAAAGUAUAUGAUACUAUGAAAUUAAGGCCAGAUGGGCCCAGUAAAGCCCGCAUUAUUGAUCUUUUGCGCUUAUUUUGUCCUGAUGAGCCAACGAGAAAGCGAUUGAUUCACGAUUCAUUAAUGUGGUCUGGAAAGUAUGGAGAUACUGCUAUUGGUGAUCCUGAGCUUCAUCAUGAAGUAGGGAAAAUUUUAGCAUAUGAAAGCAGUUUUUUUAGUGCUGAAAAACAUCUAAUACUUGGAACUGCUGAUAGUUUUGGAUUAUUUUUGAGCCUUUUGCGUGGAUAUUUUGAUCGGGAUACGCUUGAUAUGGCAUGUUUUUAUACAUCACGAGCGGUUUUUCCUUAUCUGAUGAUAUAUAACAUUGCAUGUGCUCUCCGGGCUUACAACACAAUGGCUCGGCACAUUGCUGAUCGACGCAGUACAUCUACACUGGUGUUGUCUUCGUCUUCGGCAGAUAUCAUUUUGUUUCCUUCAUUGCCACUUAUGAAUUUUUUAUGUUUUCUUAUUUUAACAUGUCAGCGGGCCUCUGCUGAUUUGUUUUGCACUCUAAAAGCGCAUUAUGAAGAUGCUUUAAAGCAGGCAUCUUCUUGGAAGCCUUCACUUGAUAAAAUUGCUAGUAUUUAUUUUAAUAUUCAUACGGGGCCUCCUCCUAACAACACAUGGGCUACUCUAAUGAACCAGUUAUUUGGUAAUGAUAUAUUAUCGUCUAAUACGAAUAAUACAUCGUCUUCACGUACAUCACAGCAAUUGCCAUUUAAUACACACGAAACACUUCAUGAGACGGUGGACUAA
Molecule: messenger RNA, 1008 nt
Organism: Pneumocystis jirovecii RU7
Lineage: Eukaryota; Fungi; Ascomycota; Pneumocystomycetes; Pneumocystales; Pneumocystaceae
Exons: 7
Coding region: 1-1008 (335 amino acids)
Biological process (GO): protein insertion into ER membrane
Cellular component (GO): cytosol; TRC complex
Molecular function (GO): protein binding
Source: RefSeq, a predicted model, not a curated record